ACCGCACGCAUCCUCUGCCUAGCCCACUCUCGCUGCAGAGCAAUCGGCAAGCGUUGCCUCGGGCGCUCAGGCGCAGCCAUGGCACCAGCCGCCGCACCGCCCGCGCGGCUGCCCGAGCAAGCGCCCUGGCUCUCGCUGCCUCCUCUGCUCGACCUCUUCGCCUCGCUGGCGCACACGCCCGUCGCGCAGCUCGUGCCGCUCUGCGCCGCGCUGCAUCGCCCGUAUGCCACCUGGCAAGCACGCCUGCUCGGCUGCCAGCCCUUCGCCGCGCCGCUGCGGCGCAUUGCCGCGCACCUCGUCGCCGCAGACGAGGCGCGCGUGGCCGGCCACAUCGAGCAGCUGCUCGAGGCAUGGGCGCCCGACAUCGUCGACGCGCUGCCGGCGACGUGGGCACGGCAGCACGACGCGCCUGCCCCGCCGCACGACUCUCCUGCGGCAGCAACGCCGCGCCGCGAGGCAGACGUGACCGUCGUCGAGGCGCAGCGCAUGCUGCAGCGCGGCGAGGAGCGCGCACUGACGAUGCGCGAGGCGCGCCUGGUGCAGUCGCAUCUGCCGCUGCUGGCACGCCAUAUGCCACCUGCGCUGUACCCUUCGCUCGCCCUCCACUCGCCCAGCGUGGCGUUCAAGCUUCUCGUCUCGCUUGUCGACGACGCGGCGGACACGUUGGCCGUGCGGCAGCGCGCCGAGCUGCUGGCGACGCUGCCCUCGCUCGGCGUCGAGGCGCCCUGCGCCGCCGUGCCGGCCUUUCUGGCGCGCCUACUGCUGCCGCCCGCCCCGCCGUCGCUGCGCCGAGAGACGAAGAUGCAGGUGAUUGGGCCUUGGCUCAGCUGUUGUGUAGAGACGCUCGAUCGACUCAAGCGUGAGGGAGACGAGGAGCGCGCAGCCAAGAUCGUCGAGGUGCUAUGCAGCUUCAUCUCCUCUGCCAUUCUCCCCGGCCUCGCACAGCAGGCAGACGAGCUCGAGGCACGCACAGACGAGGCACUGCUCGUCGAGUGCCGCCACUUUGCCCUGCACAACAGCCGGCUGCGACGCGCAGGCGCACUGCUGGCGCAGCUGAUGUUGGUAGAUGGCAAGUCAUAAUGGGCAUCGCAUGCGAGAGAGCUUUUGUGUUUCAUUGCGGCGGUACAUGACGACAUGGGCCACCUCGGCGAUCGCCUGUGCGCGCUCACUCGUCCUCGACGGUGGCGGCGACGGGCGUGCGCUUCUUGGCCUCGGGCGCCGGCGCGACGGCCGUCGCCUUGACGGCCUUGCUGGGCGCGUCCGUCUUCUUUGCGCCCUUGGUGGG
Tilletiopsis washingtonensis is the source of this 1285-nucleotide messenger RNA. RefSeq lists its product as hypothetical. Lineage: Eukaryota; Fungi; Basidiomycota; Exobasidiomycetes; Entylomatales. The transcript has 3 exons. The record is from RefSeq and is a predicted model, not a curated record. The coding region runs from base 79 to 1080 and encodes 333 amino acids.